This is a messenger RNA of Wasmannia auropunctata (little fire ant), 333 nucleotides long. RefSeq lists its product as uncharacterized. The transcript has a single exon. The annotation marks the transcript as partial. The record is from RefSeq and is a predicted model, not a curated record. NCBI's taxonomy places the organism in Eukaryota, Metazoa, Arthropoda, Insecta, Hymenoptera, Formicidae.
AUGCGACCCAUCGACGUCACCUCCACAAUCGCCAACAAGCUCUUAACCACGGUGUAUAACCAUGUAAAGAUCGCCGCACCCGCACGAUUCAAAGUGGGUGACUCGGUACGCGUCAGUAAAUUCAAGACAAUUUUUGACAAAGGUUACACACCAAACUGGACCACGGAAGUGUUUAAAAUCAUCAAGGUGCAGAAAACUAAUCCCACAACGUAUCUUUUGGAGGAUUCUCGUGGAAAACCCAUAGCCGGAGGAUUCUAUGAAUACGAACUGCAUCGCGUUGCUAAUCCCGACGUAUACCUAGUUGAAAAAGUUUUGCGCAAAAGAGGGAAAGAG